GCGGGGCCCCGGGGCCGCGGAGCCGGCGAGCGCGCAGGCCGAGGCCAGGCCGAGGCGCCCUUGCUGGAGAGGCGGAGAUCGGUUCUCGCUCGCCAUGGGGGCGUCGGCGAGGCUGUUACGCGCGGUGAUCAUGGGGGCUCCGGGCUCCGGCAAAGGCACCGUGUCCUCGCGCAUCAUCAAACAUUUCGACCUGAAGCACCUCUCCAGCGGGGACCUGCUGCGACAGAACAUGCUGAGAGGCACAGAAAUCGGCGUGUUAGCCAAGACUUUCAUCGAUCAAGGGAAGCUCAUUCCCGAUGACGUCAUGACUCGGUUGGCCCUUCACGAGCUGAAGAAUCUGACGCAGCACAGCUGGCUGCUGGAUGGCUUUCCCAGGACACUCCCGCAGGCAGAAGCCCUGGAUAAAGCUUACCAGAUAGACACAGUGAUUAACCUGAACGUGCCCUUCGAGGUCAUUAAGCAGCGCCUUACUGCCCGCUGGAUUCACCCAGCCAGCGGCCGCGUCUACAACAUUGAGUUCAACCCUCCCAAGGCCGGCAUCGACGAUGUGACCGGGGAGCCUCUCAUCCAGCGGGAAGAUGACAAGCCGGAGACGGUCAUUAAGAGGCUGAAGGCGUACGAGGCCCAAACGGAGCCCGUCCUGGAAUACUACCGGAAAAAAGGGGUGCUUGAAACAUUCUCUGGAACAGAAACCAACAAGAUCUGGCCCGACGUACAUGCUUUCCUACGGACCAAGGUUCCAGAAAUCCAUCAGAAAGACUCUGCCACUCCGUGAGCAAGAACCCGCUCGGCCGGCAAGGCAGCGGAAGCGGCUGGUCCUGGCCUCCGAUGCCCCUCGGCCUGGGGCUCCAGCAUGUAUGAAUCCUUUGGAGAUUGGGUUUUAUGUCUACUGAUUGUGUUUUUCCUGGAAACCACUAAGGAUGUGCCAAAUGAUCAAAUAAAUAAGAUCCAUCUUUUGUAAUCCUCUACUAUGCUGUCAUCCAGUUCUCUCCUGGGUUCUUCUUCAACAGUAGGAUGGCUCAACUUAUACAGAGAGCCAACAUUUCGAAAAACCACUGAUACUUUUUGUUCGGUAAGGAUAAGUUGUUAAGAAUAUUUCCAGGGAUUUUCUGGGAAAAAAAAAAAGUUAACUGUUAUCUGGGGGAAACAGCCAGUUUUGCUUGCAAUGACGCCCACAAAUAAACUUGUCAGUACACAGUUCAAGCAGCCUGGGACACGGCGUCAUGAGCCACUCUUGUUCAAUUACAGAGGAAAGAAGCGACUUGGGACUCCAGAUCUGCCACCAGGUGCCAAUUCACUGAUGCCUUACCCUAAGAAACGUACAAGCUAGCCAUCCACGUAAGGUGUUAAACCUACUUUCUGUUUACCCAGAGUUUUGAGUCUGCUAUAAAAAUGUGUCCGUUAGCCUAAAGGAAAAAUGUCUUCUUUUGUAAAAUACAGGUAUCUCGAGGCCUGAUUUACGCAAGAAAUUGACAUUGUAAGUCCUUGGGUGAGCACCAAAGCCGACUCAGUUUUCAGUGGAAAAUGUAGCAUAGUUUUACAUUGUCAGCUAUUACUCAGAUUAAAAUUUAUGUUAGAGGUUACCAUGUGCUUUCUCCUUUUGGUCCAAAUGUGUGAUCUGUCUUGAUAAAGUAUCAAGUUGCAGUUUAAAGAGAAAAAAAAAAAAUGAACUAAGAGGAAUCCCAGGGAGCUAUGCAAAUUAAGCAGACUUUGUUCUUGGGCCCGGCACCACAGCAUAUAGCAGACUUGGUUCUUUCCAAGUGGGCCAGGCUUUCUUGAGGAAUGUCCCCUUGACCCCCAGCUGGCCUUCUUAAUUAGUAAGCAGGAAUGGCCAUAAAAGGAAAUUAUACACUGUGCUAAAAAGGACCAGCAAAAAAAGGACCAUUCUGUCAAAGAAAUGUGUCGGCAUUCACAGCCACUGUAUUUUAAGGGGGAGGAAUACUGAUACCACCUGAGCAGCCACUGUAAGAUCUAAAUCUUUUGCGAGUGCUCACUGUGGCAACGAGGAUGCCUGCGUGCGGACUGAGGCCUUCAGAGAACGAGGCAACUGGAGAGGUGCAGCCAUACCCCACCCUAUCUCCCAUGGGCUACUCCGUGUCUCGCUCGCUCGCUCGGUGCUAAAUCAGUUGCAACAAGCCUUUGUACGCGUCCUCGGGGACUGCCUUGGGAAAUCUGGUCCAUUCGUUGUAUUCCACACAUUAAAAAUGUCGAUGUCAGCAUGUGGGUCUUACCUAUUGUGGGAGAAAAAUGAAACCCAUUUUCCUUUACUUGUGAUUUUUAAAAAUUCACUGUUGAUUGUGCAAAGAGGACCCGGGCGUUUUAAAGAGGAUUACAGCAAUCAGCUCAUCCUUUAGAAUGUUUUCUAGUAUGCCUUACGUGACCGCUAGGUUGACGUGUUAACUCUUUGUCCAUAUAUGAUCACUGGGCUAAUCAGCAUCCAUGAUUCUCUGGUAAAAAUAAAUGAGCGUGGCUCACUCCUUGGUCCUUCUCGAAAACCCACCACUCUCUCCUUCCUUCUGACAUCCCCUUGGCUUCCGAGUGACUGUGUUCUAAUAAAUUUCCUUCAAACAGUA
Messenger RNA from Ochotona curzoniae (black-lipped pika), 2573 nucleotides. RefSeq names its product adenylate kinase 3 (gene AK3). Bases 95 to 775 code for a protein of 226 amino acids. Gene Ontology annotation, molecular function: AMP kinase activity; ATP binding. NCBI's taxonomy places the organism in Eukaryota, Metazoa, Chordata, Mammalia, Lagomorpha, Ochotonidae. Gene Ontology annotation, biological process: nucleobase-containing compound metabolic process. Gene Ontology annotation, cellular component: mitochondrion; cytoplasm. The record is from RefSeq and is a predicted model, not a curated record. The transcript has 5 exons.